Trametes versicolor FP-101664 SS1 is the source of this 189-nucleotide messenger RNA. RefSeq names its product F1F0 ATP synthase subunit i. NCBI's taxonomy places the organism in Eukaryota, Fungi, Basidiomycota, Agaricomycetes, Polyporales, Polyporaceae. Bases 1 to 189 code for a protein of 62 amino acids. Gene Ontology annotation, biological process: proton motive force-driven ATP synthesis. The transcript is spliced from 3 exons. Gene Ontology annotation, molecular function: proton transmembrane transporter activity. The record is from RefSeq and is a predicted model, not a curated record.
AUGAGCUUCCUCGGUCUCCGCAAGUGGCCUACUCCCGUCGCUAAGCCGAUGUGGCCUUUCGUCGCCGCCAGCGCGUUGACGUUCUUCCUGGUUGGAAAGGCGCAGGACAUGGGUGUCAAAUCGGAGGGCUUCCGCAACGACCCCCGCAACCCCUAUGCGGCUCAGAUCGCCAAGCAGUCCCACCACUAG